UGAAGUUUGCUGGUUUUCAAAACGAUGCAAUGACAAAAUAUGGGUUUCGCGUUUGUUUGAUAGCGACAAUUAAUUUUGGCGUUUGAUUGAUGUCUUGCUCGGUCAAGAAACCAUUUUGGUCGAUUUACUCGACCAAGAAUCUUGCUCGGUUAAUCGAAAAAUUUGAUCGAUCAAUUGCACCACUACUCAGCGGAUACGGAUGGUGUUGUAUAAAAGACAUUGACCUCAAUACUGUCGUCAUUUAAAAAAGCGUAUAUGCAAUUUUUCCAACUUUACAGGGAGAGUAAAAAAACCCACCCUCAAUGUUGUUACCAAUAAAACAUUUGCUUUAUGAUAAUAAGGAAGCUAUCAUCAAAAUUGUAUUCUUUAAAAUUAUAUUGACCUGGGGUGUUUGCAAAGAGUUAGUUUUCUUGUUAGGGCCUGGAAAUAUUCAGGGUUUUUGUUUGUUUUUGGUUUUGGUUUUCUCGUAAAAUGAUAGAAACUGCAAAUGCGAUAUUUUAAAAAUGACAGAAGAAUACUUGUAUUUGUAUACUCCUACGGAUAACAAUAAUAUAUGGAAUUUCGUGCCGCUUCAGAUAUCGCUCGAUAGCAGUGUCAAAUAGCCUGUACGCUUGUGAAGCAAAUGUGGUGAGUUAUUCAUUUCGAGCUUCAUCUGUUUCCUUUACAUCGAGCUGUGAAGUUGUAUUCUCAGAGCUCCGGAAAAGUUGUGAAGAGGGCCAGCCUUGUGUAGCCUACAAUCACCAACAGGCCUAUCCGUCAAGAAGCGACAGUCUUUUCAAAGAGCAGGCCUUCAAGAGUGCGUGCAACUCUCCUAAUAAAAUGGCUUCAUUUGUAAACGCAGAACUUCUGGAAAGUGCUCGCAAGAAACUGGACCUGCUUAACUCAACUCUUUUCGACGGUGUUCGGUUUGCUUACUACAAGGGCCUCGUGAUGAAUGUGGAGGAAACGAUGCAUCAUAUUUCUAAAGCUAAACUACACGAUAAUGACAUCAUCUCUUGUGGCUAGCGUUGGGUUCUCUAAAGAGCACUUAGAAUUUCGUUUCCUGGAUUCAUGAACACCAAAGUCGACGAAAAACUACAAGCGAUUGUGGGACCUAGAAGAAUCAUAACAAGCCAUCUUCCGCCAAAAUUCCUGCCUGAAGAUAUUUUCAGGAAGCAAGUGAAGCUUGUGUACAUUAUGAGAAAUUCCAAGGACACGCUGGUCUCGUGGUAUGACAUGGCCUCCAAGUACGAACAAGACACUGUGCGUUUUCAGGGAACUUGGGAAGAAUUCUUGGAAUUGCAGCUGGCCGGCGAGUAUCUGUGGGGUUCGUGGUUCGAGCACGUCCUGGCGUGGGAGAAGUUCAUGUCCGACAACCCUGAGGUGCCCGUGUUUGUGGCGCAGUACGAGAAGCUGAAGGAACAGCCUGCUGACGUCAUCAGGGACCUCUGUCGUUUUCUGGGUCAACCGGACACCCUGGCAGAGCAGAUAGCCACAGCAACGUCUUUUGACAACAUGAAAGCGGGGACUCAAAAGAAAAGUAAAGAUGUAUUUGAAACGUUCUUUAGAGAGCACGUGGGCAUUGCAGGUAAAGGAUUAGUAAAAUCUUGGAAAACCAAGUUCACUGUAGAUCAAAGUGAGAGAUUCAACAGAGCUUUUGAAGAGAAAAUGGCAAGAAGUGAGCUUGGAAAUAGCCUAAGAAAGUAUAUUUAUUGAUGAUUUUGAUGAGUAUAAACUGUAGAUUUUCUGAACUGGUUCUAAGUGGAUAGUAGACGUAUCUUAAGCUCUCUUUAACUUUACACGCUUGUAGAUCAUGAUCAUUAAACAUAGGCCUACGUUAUGUAUGUAGAUCAUGAUUAUUAAACAUACUUCUUGUAGAUAAUGAUUAUCAAACAUACUUUUCAUGUUGUUCUCACACUAUUGUCUUCUAGUAAACGGGGUAAGCCUUUUAUUCACGUUGAAACUUAUUCUGUGCCUUCUCAGACGACUCAUAAUGUAUAAGUAAUUCCAGUGAGGACAACACUUUGUGUAAUCGUGACGUAACACAAUCUGGACACUUUAAUGAAAUGUGCGCAUGCACAUUAACUAUACUGUCGUCUGGUCAUCGUGCAGCUGAUAUUGUAUUAUUUUGCUGGCCUGUCAUUAUGGAUUGCAUGUGGUGUUUGUAAGAAUGAGAGUGCAUGGCAGUAUAUGAUACUUUUGUUCUUUUAUUAUCUCUUUGCUUAUAAAUAAUAAGCGUGUUCAAAUAUU
Molecule: messenger RNA, 2229 nt
Organism: Aplysia californica (California sea hare)
Lineage: Eukaryota; Metazoa; Mollusca; Gastropoda; Aplysiida; Aplysiidae
Product: sulfotransferase 1A2
Exons: 3
Coding region: 1051-1695 (214 amino acids)
Biological process (GO): sulfation
Cellular component (GO): cytoplasm
Molecular function (GO): sulfotransferase activity
Source: RefSeq, a predicted model, not a curated record